CCUUGAAAUGAGUCACGCGGCCAGUCUGUCUGUUGCUUCAUGAUACCCUCUCAACCCAGAGAAAAUAUCCUAAGUGUACACUUUUGUGCCGCGUGAGACAGGCAGCAGUGCAUUUAGAGCUGCCUGAGUCAACGAUAACAAGGGGACAAAAGGCAUAACCCCACGCUUUCUCCUCAUUAAACAAGGAUACCGACAUGGUCUCUUCUCGGUCCAGCUUGAAUGGGACAACCGAACUUUCUCCCUACCGUUCAAAGUCGUGCCAACCACGAAGCAACUUCUGCACAUCUCGUGUUUCCACACGCUAAUAGGCGGUAAUGAGGUCAGUUCAAGGCGAUGCGAAUGCAGCGUUCUUUCACAUCCUCGAUCGAUCUCGAACGAACAGUAGCUAUCCAGGGGGAUACAUGGCUCCCGAAAACGAUGAAAAUGGCUAUUAUGGCCGGCGUGUAGAGUCAGACGACAGUGAGGGCAACCAUAGUGGAAGUUAUACAAACAACGAAGACAGCGACGAAGAGAAUGGUGGCAAUGAGAAUGAGGACGAGGAUGACAGCAGUUCGGAUAACGAUGACGACAACCGGGAAGAUGAUGAGGGCAACGAGAAUGCCGCGGAUGGGGCUAGUCCUGAGUACGCUGAGAGUGUUGAUAAUGGUAAGGUCUUUCACAACUACAACAUACCUCGUGGCUAUAACAAUUAUAUCAAGAUGACGAAGACAACGAUGGGUCGACUUGGGCACACAAUGACCCUUUAGAGGAGCGAUCUCCAUUGUCGCCUCAGGCGCCUUGGAAC
Pseudovirgaria hyperparasitica is the source of this 784-nucleotide messenger RNA. RefSeq lists its product as uncharacterized. Bases 315 to 746 code for a protein of 143 amino acids. The record is from RefSeq and is a predicted model, not a curated record. NCBI's taxonomy places the organism in Eukaryota, Fungi, Ascomycota, Dothideomycetes, Acrospermales, Acrospermaceae. The transcript has 4 exons.